Molecule: messenger RNA, 1401 nt
Organism: Stereum hirsutum FP-91666 SS1
Lineage: Eukaryota; Fungi; Basidiomycota; Agaricomycetes; Russulales; Stereaceae
Product: cyclophilin-like protein
Exons: 5
Coding region: 1-1401 (466 amino acids)
Biological process (GO): protein peptidyl-prolyl isomerization
Cellular component (GO): nucleus
Molecular function (GO): RNA binding; peptidyl-prolyl cis-trans isomerase activity
Source: RefSeq, a predicted model, not a curated record
AUGUCGCUUCUGCUUGAGACCUCAGUUGGGGAUAUAGUCAUCGACCUCGAAGUCGAGGCAUGUCCAAAGACUUGCGAGAAUUUUCUCAAGCUUUGUAAAGUAUAUUAUUACAACUUGAAUGCCUUCUUCAAUGUUUCCAAAGACUUUCUGGCCCAAGCAGGCGACCCUACCGCAACCGGUACAGGAGGCGAAUCUAUCUGGUCACUCAUCUCGGAGCAGAACAAAUCCUCGUCAUCUCACUCUGCUCCGCGUUACUUUGAGCCCGAACUUGUUCCGCGCCUCAAACAUACGGAGAAGGGGACAGUUUCUAUGGCCAUAGCUCCUUCCCUUGAAGGACAACCCCGUGGAGGAUGCGGAAGUCAGUUCUUCAUAACGCUGGCGGAUAACAUAGAGUACCUGGAUGGGAAACAUGCUGUUUUUGGACACGUGGUGGAAGGUCUGGACACGCUGGAUAAGUUGAACGAUGUGUUUGUGGAUCAGGAGGGGAGACCAUUCAAAGACGUCAGGAUCAGGCAUGUCGUUGUUCUUGAUGAUCCAUUUCCCGAUCCUCCAGGGCUCGGUGUGCCCGACUCGCCACCCACCAAACCCGUCGACAACUCCACCCGUAUCGCUGAAGAUGAAGACCCUCUUUUCGAGCUUCCCGAAGAAGAAGCCGAAGAACAACGCCGCCUCAAAGCCGCGCAAGCCUCUGCUCUCACUCUCGAGAUGGUCGGUGACCUGCCAUUCGCGAACGUUCGACCCCCAGAAAACGUCCUGUUCGUGUGUAAACUGAAUCCAGUCACACGGGACGAAGAUUUAGAGUUAAUUUUCUCGAGGUUCGGGGUAAUCAUGAGUUGUCAGGUCAUCAGGGACAAGAAGACAGGAGAUUCAUUGCAGUAUGCGUUCAUUGAGUUUGAUAAGAGGGAGGAUGCGGAGCAGGCCUAUUUCAAGAUGCAAAACGUCCUUGUGGACGAUCGACGGAUAUGGGUUGACUUCUCACAAUCAGUGGCUCGAAUGAACACUUCGUGGUCCAAUAACCCCUCAAUGGGCUCGCGCGGUGGCGGAAGAGGCGGCCGUGGCGGAGGUGGUCGAGGAGGUGGCGGACGCGGAGGUUUUGCAGGCCGUGACGACCUCGAACAAACAAGUCGAUACAGAGAGUCUGGCGGCGGCCGAGGUGAUGAUUAUAGUAUGGUAUUUGAUGCUCCGAGCGAGCGGGGCUCGAAGAGGAGACGAAGUAGGAGUCGGAGUCCGGACAGAGACAGACGGCGGAGAGAUAGGUCGAGGUCACCGAGGCGAGACAGGGAUAAAGACAGAGCCAAGGAUGGACGCGACCGUGAACAUAGGAGAAGUAGGAGUCGAGAGCGAGAGCGCGAUGGGAGACGGAGGACAGACGACCGUAGGGAGCGGGAUCAUCGGCGCUAG